AUGGCAAAUAUCGACGACUCGGAAAUGAAAUUGGUGGAGCUUAUUAUAACUAACCCGGAGGAAUCCGAAUUAUCUGAUGAAUCAUACGUUUUUAAUGCUUACAUAUUUUUAGCUCAUGGUUAUACCAGGGAGUACGCAAGGACGCUGGACGAAAAGGCGUUAAAUGACGUUUUUUCCGUCGCCAAAUGGACGGCCCAUAAGCAUGCGCUCCGCCAGAAAUUGAUGAAGUGGGAGGAAAGUAUCCUCUACCAAGAAGGCAAUACGGAAGAGGCAGCUCAGCGAAGCGACUCGGUUCCCGUUCGGAACGAGGCAAACUCGGCGGUAUCCGGCUCACCUCAACGAAAGCUCCUCCCGACAAGCGUCUCGCGAGCUCUGCUGGAUAGUAUUUUGGAACGCAAUGAGAAAGGGAAGAUCGUCUGCAAGUACUUCCAGUUACACCAAAGACUGGAUAAACAACAGCGGAAGUUUUUGGCGCACACUAUCGUCGAUUACUACAUUGCCAGCCAAAAAUAUUUUUCGCUCCCAGACAUGUCGAGAUUUGCGGAACUCAUAGCUGAACGUUUCCCAUCUGAGAUACCAGUGACGUACUACAAUCCUCGCAACAAGUCUGCAAAUAAGAGGCACCCAUCCGGUAUGCUGUAUGACCGCUUCCACAACAGGAAAAAAACAUCCCCUACAACGAUUUCCAGUACUCCGGCGACAGAAACAACCUUCCAUUCGGAGCAAAAGGAAGCGGCCCUGCAGUUAUCUGUAACAGGUAAAACUAUUAGGGUAAAAGCACUAUUCUUCAUCGCUACUCAAAAUUUCCCCGCUUUCUAACCGGUUUUCCCAAACCAAAAAAAUUGUUGCUCUAUAAAAGUUUGGUUAAACCAUUCUUAAGACUUCAAGCUUAAAUAUCUAUUAUUCUACCACUUCUGCUGCUUUAAGAAUUUUCAGGAACGAUAUCUAGUGCUUUUACCCUAUUAAUUGAAAUUCUGAAUCAUAUCCAAGAAUUUAUUAAGAACUUAUUUUAUUGACGUAACUAAGAUUUUGGA
Messenger RNA from Aedes albopictus (Asian tiger mosquito), 1034 nucleotides. RefSeq lists its product as uncharacterized. The record is from RefSeq and is a predicted model, not a curated record. The coding region runs from base 1 to 819 and encodes 272 amino acids. The transcript is spliced from 3 exons. NCBI's taxonomy places the organism in Eukaryota, Metazoa, Arthropoda, Insecta, Diptera, Culicidae.